Oikopleura dioica is the source of this 1404-nucleotide messenger RNA. The record is from the annotation of a GenBank genome assembly. NCBI's taxonomy places the organism in Eukaryota, Metazoa, Chordata, Appendicularia, Copelata, Oikopleuridae.
AUGAAGUCCAAUGCGCCCGAGUUCGAUCAAGUGAGAUUCACGCUCGUCGACUGUCCUGGACACGGCUCCUUGAUCAAGACCGUCAUCGGUGGUGCGUGUAUCAUCGACAUGAUGAUUCUAGUGAUCGACAUUACUAAGGGCGUCCAAGCUCAAACGAAAGAAUGCCUGGUUAUUGGAGAAGUGAUCAAUACUCAUCUCCUGGUCGUGUUGAACAAAGUAGAUCAGCUACCGGAGAAAAGUAGAGACGAGAAAGUGAAGAAAAUGACGAAACUUGUGAAGGAGAAGAUCCUCUCGAAAAUACAGUUCAAAACUGCUGAAAUCGUUCCCUGCUCAGCCUUCUCUGGCAAAACCGAAAAAGUCGUUGAAUUCUUCGAAAACUUCAAGUACUUCCCUGAUCGAACGAGUCUCCUUGAAAAGCCUUUUCUGAUGUCAAUCGAUCACUGCUUCCAAAUAAAAGGCUCUGGAUCUGUGUUUACCGGAACCGUUCUCGCUGGAAAAGCCGCCGUUGGGGAGAACGUCGAAGUUGUUGGCCUUGGAGAAGAGAAAAGAAUCAAGUCGAUUCAGAUCUUCAAAGAAGCGAAGAAUGAAGCGGUUUGUGGCGAUAGGGCGGCGAUUUGCGUGUCGAACUUUGACGCGAAGAAACUGGAACGCGGUCUUCUCGCCUUCCCCAAAUCCAUCAAAGGCAUUUCCCAUGUCAUGGUCAAGCUGAACAAAGUGAAACUGUACCAAGACGCGAUCGAGUCCGGUCAAAAAUUCCACGUAACAUGUGGCCAUCAGCUUGCGAAUGCGAAGAUAACGCUUAUGAAAGAUAGGAAAGGCGAAAAAGUAGACUUGAGCGAGGAGAGUUUCUUUGAGGGGAAGAUAUUCGAUUUUGUGGACAAAUUCGAGCAGGAAGAUGAAAGCAUUUUGGCAUCUCUUGAAUUCGAUCGGCCCAUCUACUUCCUUCCAAACGGACUGCUGAUCGGUUCGCGACUAGAAUUGGACGCAAAUACAACGGAUAAAUGCCGCAUCGCGUUUUCUGCUUUUCUUGAGCCCCUCUCUACGAAAAACCCGAAAGAGCUAGUUGUUGUCAAAGAGAAAAGCAAAACGGGAACGGUAGAACGACUUCAUGACGACAACACGCUAAUUGUCAAAGAUUUGUUCAAGAAGGAAACGAAUUUGGACCUAUUCAACAGGCUUAAAGUAUCGCUUUCAACCGGCGAAAGUGCAAUAAUCGACGGAACUUUUGGAACAUCAGGCAAAAUAAAAAUCUACAACUCUGAUGGAUUCGCCGAAGAAACGAAAGAACGCUGUAGAAAACCGAAAAAGGGCGAAAAUCUCGGAAAACGAGAAGCGAUAGAAGUGAAACUUGUAUUUUUCAAAAAUGUUAAUUCCGAUGACAAACACUGUAUUCUUCAAUUGUAG